This is a messenger RNA of Peronospora matthiolae, 1005 nucleotides long. The record is from the annotation of a GenBank genome assembly. NCBI's taxonomy places the organism in Eukaryota, Oomycota, Peronosporomycetes, Peronosporales, Peronosporaceae.
AUGGCUGCCUCCCCGAACAAAAAGCUCCGCGAAGCCUCGCAGCUGGACCAGCUGAAGCAGUUCACUACUGUCGUGGCCGACACGGGCGACUUUGGGCAAAUCAACAAGUACAAGCCGCAGGAUGCCACGACGAACCCGUCCCUGCUGUUCAAAGCCGCUCAGAUGGAGCAGUACGCGGCCCUUGUGGACGACGCUGUCGCCUAUGGCAAGGACCUAUCGCCUGAUCUGUCCGAGACGGAGCGUCUUGGCUACAUUAUCGACAAGUUGUCGGUGAACUUUGGCGUGGAGAUACUGAAGAUCGUGCCUGGCUACGUGUCGACUGAGGUCGAUGCUCGCUUGAGCUUUGACACGGAAAGCACGAUCGCGCGUGCUCACCGCAUCAUUGAUCUGUACGAGAAGGCUGGUAUCAAGAAGGACCGCAUCCUCAUCAAGAUUGCCAGCACGUGGGAGGGUAUCCAGGUGUGCAAACAGCUGCAGAAAGAAGGCAUCUCGUGCAACAUGACGCUGCUCUUUGGCUUUGCCCAGGCGGUGGGCUGCGCUGAAGCGGGUGCAACGCUCAUCUCGCCCUUUGUGGGCCGCAUUUUGGACUGGCACAAGGCCAAGACUGGCAAGGAGAGCUAUGAGUCGCAUGAGGACCCUGGGGUCGUCUCGGUCUCGAGGAUCUACCAGUACUAUAAGAAGCACGACUACAGGACGAUCGUCAUGGGUGCGAGCUUCCGUAACACUGGCGAGAUCAUCGAACUUGCUGGUUGCGAUCGGCUGACGAUCUCUCCUGCUCUCCUGGACGAGCUCACCAAGUCUACAGCCACGCUGGAAAAGAAAUUGGACCCCGAGACGGCUGCCAAGGCAUCGACCGAUGAGAAGGUGUCGUACACCGAGAAGGACUUUCGUCUGAGCAUGAACAUGGACGCUAUGGCUACGGAAAAGCUCGCCGAGGGCAUUCGCGGCUUUAGCGCGGACAUUGUCAAGCUCGAGCAGAUCCUCCAGACGAAGCUCGGUGCUUAA